Molecule: messenger RNA, 2405 nt
Organism: Suillus fuscotomentosus
Lineage: Eukaryota; Fungi; Basidiomycota; Agaricomycetes; Boletales; Suillaceae
Exons: 8
Coding region: 375-1943 (522 amino acids)
Biological process (GO): carbohydrate metabolic process
Source: RefSeq, a predicted model, not a curated record
CGACUUGCUCGGGUCACGGCCUCGGUGUGUUCAACCGACUUAUUACCUCCGUGUGCUAUAAUAAGCUUUGUUGAAAGAUGAACAGCUCGGGAACGGAUCAUCUCUUCACGUCAAACAUCGAUGAUGAUCUGCAAGUGUAACAGUGAGCAUGGGCACUCCGAGUCCUUCUUUACGUCGCUGGUCACUAGGCCAAAUGGUAAAAGGUAAUAUAGUAGCGUUAACGAAAUAUUUGUCAUCUAAUUGGAUUCUUUUUCGCCUCCCCGCCGAACUUAUAUAGGGUUUUUCACCACUAGUGCGUUGCUUAGCAUUUUCGCUCUUUUCUCUUUCAUUCGUUGACCACACACUGCUGGUCCGUCUCUUUUUUGUUCAGAGAGAUGUGGAUUUCUGCGCUGCUGUCGGUGCUUGGUAUAGCACUGCAGGCGUCAGUGGUGACCGCUCAAGACGGCUCCAUAUCUGGUCCAACCAGCAGUUCGUCUGCUGCUGGGUACUCAUGCGACCCUAGCCAAUGCCAGUUGCCCAACUGCAAUUGUGCUAGCACGAGUCCCCCAGGUGGUCUUUCUCCUUCGGACGUACCGCAAUUCGUUGUCUUCACUGCCGACGAUGCUAUCCAGUCCUAUACGAUCGACUCUGUCAAUCAGUUCCUUGCUCAACGGCAGAAUCCGAACGGUUGUCCUAUCAAGAUGACCUACUUCACGUCUCUUAACUACACCAACUAUACCCUUGUCACUGAUUGGUACGUUGCUGGAAACGAAAUAGCUGAUCAUACGAUGACGCAUGUUGGUUCACCUCCUGCGGACGAGAUCAACGGAAACAUAAUUGCUCUCAACGCACUCGCUGGCAUCCCGCUCGACGCCAUUCAAGGGUUCCGUGCACCUUACUUGAACUACACCGCUCAGACUUUGCAGCUCCUCGCGAACGUCGACUUCACUUAUGAUUCUUCCUCCGCCGCUUCGAUUCCUGUCACAGACCCAGGUACCGAUGCGUACUGGCCUUACACGCUGGACAACGGUCUCGCAAACGACUGUCUGACUGUGGAGGGUAUAUGCAAAGGCCUGCCUAAAAUUCCUGGUCUUUGGGAGAUUCCUAUGUAUGCAUUCUUUGAUGAGCUCGGGAUUGACGGACCGCACUUGAUGGACCCUUGGCUGGAUACUGCAAACGGGGCCAGUGCCGUCAAUGACACUGCCACAUUUGAGUACAUGAAGAAUACGUUCACGGCUCAUUACACUGGGAAUAGGCAACCGAUUGGUCUCUACACUCAUCCCAUUCAUCUUUCGACCACUUACCCUGGUGUCGACCCCCCGAACAGCACGAUCCAGAUGAUCAAUGAUUACCUGGAUUGGCUUCAGAUGCAACAGGAUGUCUGGAUCGUUUCGAAUGAGCAGCUUCUUGCUUGGGUCCGGAACCCUGUACCGGUCUCAGAGCUCGAUUCCUUUGAGCCUUUGAAAUGUUCGACUCCUCAGGUUGACUCGUCUCUCAAAAUUUGCAAUGGUAUUCCCCAGAACGAAGCUGGUCUCCUGGAGGAAUGUGACUUCCCCGACUUCCCUUUCUUCACUUGCUAUGGUUGCCCGCAAGUAGAGGUGUCCCCUUCAAACCCGAAUCCACCGCAGCAAGUCCCAGCGGGUCAACAGAUAAGAUACAGAUUGCCUUCCAACUGCUCCACACCUUUCUGGGAUCCUAUUGCCGGGUCGUGCCUGUGUCAGUCCUCGGCUUGCGCAUUCACGGAUAACUCGCGACCUAUUGGGCCAAACGGCGCCAACCUAACUGGUGGUGGAACUGGUGGAGAUGGAUUCGACGGUUCUGGAGGUACGCCGACGCCGACGUAUAUCAACUUUAAUGGUGCUACCCCCGUUAAGUUGUGGAGUGGCAGUCUCGUUGGGAUGAUGAGCGCUCUGGUUGUGGGUGCGUUUGGCGCCGCGACAGGAUGGGUUUUGGUUAACGUCUGAGAUACUUAACAUGGCACUUUCAAGCGCUGACGAUUUACGAUAGUUACUGGACAUAGGGUUACGAUCAUUGCUUUCCACGAUGCUUUAUUGGCUUUCUCGUUUCCUUUCUCGCGGCAAUUGCGUAGUAGGCUAACCUCGAUUAAUAAUUGGCUUGUGUUAAUAGCUAGGACCAUGCAUUGUACAUUACCUACUCGUUCGGAUUUAUUACUUCUCGUGUCAUACUUGACACUACAGAUUAUGGUGGUAGCACCAAUCCAAUACAUAUUGAGAUCCCCGAGACCGGGAAAAGGUUCUGUAGAUGCCCAAUACCGUUUGUCAUUAUGAGUGGCAAUCACUUGGUUACUGGGCGCCAUCUGUCGUCAAAUGGACUUAGCAGCGACGAGAGUGGAGUACCAAGUAUCCAAUGAAGAACAGUAAUGAAGACAAAAGUGGGAGCAAGCAUGCGGGUUGUGUCCAAGGAAC